Molecule: messenger RNA, 22690 nt
Organism: Carassius auratus (goldfish)
Lineage: Eukaryota; Metazoa; Chordata; Actinopteri; Cypriniformes; Cyprinidae
Gene: obscnb
Product: obscurin, cytoskeletal calmodulin and titin-interacting RhoGEF b
Exons: 86
Coding region: 226-21126 (6966 amino acids)
Molecular function (GO): guanyl-nucleotide exchange factor activity; protein binding
Source: RefSeq, a predicted model, not a curated record
CAUUUGCUCCGGUAAGUGACGGAUCUAUUUUCAUCGGGAGGUUGGACCGAUACCGAAGCGUCACACGGAAAGCAAAGACACCGGGGAUAAAACACUGUCCUUCCCCGCCACAGUUCACGGAAUUUACCUGUUUCCUCGAGGAUAUAUUCACAUGCCAACAUCGGAUAUUUAUGAACACCUGCACCGUUUAUAUUCAAGUAGCUUGACGGGAAAAGGAAAGCAAGAAUGGAUCAGAAUUUAUUUGGCGGGGCUCCACGCUUCCUAACUCGACCCAAAGCCUUCUCGUUGUGCGUGGGACGAGAUGCCUCCCUCAGCUGCACUAUUGUGGGAAACCCUGUUCCUGUAGUCACCUGGGAGAAAGACAAGAUGCUUCUUUCUGCAGGUGGACGCUUCAAAAAAGUAGAAGAUGGGGAUGUUUACCGACUUACUAUCUAUGAUCUAACUCUAGAAGACAGCGGUCAGUACAUGUGUCGUGCCAAGAACAAUGUUGGAGAGGCAUAUGCAGCUGUGACCCUGAAGGUGGGACUGCCGGAAACUGUUACGGAUCGGGCCCCAGUGUUUACAGUAAAGCCUGUCUCCACCCGUGUGGGUCUAGGGGAUGAUGUUACCUUCUAUUGUCAGGUGGCAGCCCAUCCAGCAACCAACUUUGACUGGGAAAAGGAUGGUCGCUACCUGGGUGAGACCAACCGCAUCAAGAUCAUCUCAGAAAAUGACUCCAGCUCCUUGAGGAUCCAGAGUGUCAGGAGCUUGGACAGUGGUACCUACACCUGCCGUGCACAGAACUCCAUUGGCCGUGCUCAGGCCGCUGCUGCGCUAGCGGUCGACCUUCAAGAUACUCAUCUCCUGAAUGCAGACAAGAGCACAUCCCUCCUCUCACACAUGCAGAAGCGGAAAGAAGAUAUGCGGAAGGACAUCUCCUUAUACCGCACCGUGGAAAGUUCCUCAACCACGCAUACAGCCUCAUCUUCCAUGGUCACAGAGGAACUUGGAAGCUUGGGACUCGCCCAUGAUCAGAAGCAGAGGGUUUCGGCCUUAACCAGCAUGUUGCCCAAAGGUGUGUUCACCCGCACCUGUAUGCUGACUGAGGGUAAACAUGCAAAGCUCAGCUGUUUCGUCACAGGCCAUCCCAAACCUCAGAUCAUCUGGAGGAAGGAUGGGGCGAACAUCAGUGAGGGCCGCAGACAUGUGAUGUAUGAGGACCAGGCUGAGAAUUUCAUCCUCAAGGUGCUCUACUGCAAACAAAGUGAUAAUGGCCUGUACACCUGCAAUGCAUCCAACUUGGCUGGACAAACCUAUAGCGCUGUGCUAGUGAUUGUCAAAGAGCCAAAGAUUCCAUUCAAAAAGAAGCUGCAGGAUGUUGAGGUGAAGGAAAAGGAAACAGCAACGUUGCUGUGUGAGGUGCCAAUGCCGAACACAAAGGCCAGCUGGUUUAUGGAGGAGACCCAUCUGGAGGAAAGUACCAAGUACCGCAUGGAUGUGGAGGGCACUCUGCGCCGCCUCACUAUUCACCAUGUCACCACCAAUGAUGAUGCUGUCUACAUCUGUGAGAUGAAGGAAGGCAGCCGCACUGUGGCCGAACUUACAGUGCUGGGCAACAUCACUAAAAAGCUGCCGAGGAAGACAGUGGUGCCAGUUAGCGAUACGGUCAUCUUCUGUGUGGAACUGGAGAAACCAGUAGAUGAUGCAUACUGGACCAGGAAUGGGGAGAGGCUGAAAGAGGACUCCCGAAUUAUUAUUGCCCGUAUUAACAGACAGUACACACUGACCAUUCGGGAAUGUACUGCGGAAGACUCGGGUGAAGUGGCCUUCAUCGCCCAUGACUGCAAGACAUCCACCCGCUUCUCCGUCACAGCCCCAAGGAAACAUCCCCCAGAUGCCCCAGUUGAGCCAGUGGUGCGGAACAAGACAGAUUCAUCGAUCACACUGUGCUGGUCUCCACCAGACAGUGAACGGCCUGUACCCAUCACCGGCUACAUCAUUGAGCGCAGGAAGGUGGGAGCCCAAACUUGGAUUAAAGUCACUAGUACAACUGUGUUUAGCACUGAAUACACCAUCAGUGAAAUUCCAGAAGAGGCAAGCUAUCAGUUCCGCAUCUCAGCAGUCAAUGAUUUUGGUCAGAGUGCCUAUUUGGAGGUUUCUGGAACGUUUUACCUUGAGCCCACAGCGUCAGUGAAGGCAGGCCUGGUUAACUGCAGGGCACAUGUAGGCGAAGAAGCAACUUUCACUGUGGAGCUCUCAGCCGUAUGUUCCGGCUCCUGGACAAUAAAUGACAGAUUGAUUCGCAGUGGAUCUGAGUAUCUGAUCACACGCUCAAAGACCACACACACGCUGCUCAUCAGGGAGGUGUCCAUGGAACUGAAUGGAGCACAGGUCAAGUUUGUGGGUGGUGGAUCUCACAGUGUUGCCACGCUUUGUGUAAAAGCCGCAGCUGCACAUUUCACCAGUAAAUAUUCUCAGGCGGAGGUGUUUACUUUCAGCUUGCACUCCUCUGCUCAGAUGUACACAGAGGUGUCUGACUCAAGUGUCCAGGUUGUAUGGCUGAAGAAUGGGAAGGAGCUGAGAAUGGGUAAAAAAUAUGAAUCCACAAGUGUGGAGCGCAAACGCAUACUGACAGUCCACAAUGUUGACCGUGAAGACGUGGGCAUCUAUGAAUGCAUGUGUGAAGGCGAUAAAAUGUCUGUCCAACUUGCCCUAAAAGAAGAGCCAGCGAAGUUUCUUAACAAGCCAAGGGCUCAGCCCCAGGAGAAUGCUGCUCUGGUGGGUGACGUGGUGUUGAGCUGUGAUGUUGCUUCUCCUGAAACUGCUGUUGUGUGGAAGAAAGAACAGAUAGAAAUAACGGAGGACAAGAGGACAACUUUUAUAUCUCAGGGGACACAAAGGAAGCUGGUCAUCAGGGGUGCCAAGCAGAGCGAUGAAGGACACUACUCGUGUGAGACGGCAGAGGACAAAAUGACAUUCCUGGUCAAGAUAAAAGAAACUCGUGCUGCUUUCACCAACAAGGACUCUUAUCAGAAGGAAGUGAAGGUCUCAGCGUCCCAAAAAGCCACACUGAGCUGUGAAGUUUCUGACAUCAAGACUGAGGUGAAAUGGUUCAAGGACGGCAAGCAGUUGAUUUCCAGUAAGACCGUCCACAUGGAGUCAAAGGGCAAGAGUCGUCAGCUGGUGCUGGAGAAUGUGGAAAAGAAGGAUGCUGGAGAAUAUACCUGUGCAGUUGGAGAUGAAAAGCUGGUCUUUAAGAUUCGGGUGGAAGACAUUCAAGCUGCCUUCUCCAACAAGGACUCUUAUCAGAAGGAAGUGAAGGUCUCAGCGUCCCAGAAAGCCACACUGAGCUGUGAAGUUUCUGACCUGAAGACUGAGGUGAAAUGGUUCAAGGAUGGCAAGCAGUUGAGCUCCAGUAAGACUGUCCACAUGGAGUCAAAGGGCAAGAGUCGUCAGCUAGUGCUGGAGAAUGUGGAAAAGAAGGAUGCUGGAGAAUAUACCUGUGCAGUUGGAGAUGAGAAACUGGCCUUUAAGAUUUGGGUGGAAGACAUUCAAGCUGCCUUCUCCAACAAGGACUCUUACCAGAAGGAGCUCAGAGUACCAGCCUCCCAGAAGGCCACACUGAGCUGUGAGGUUUCUGACCCCAAGACUGAGGUGAAAUGGUUCAAGGAUGGUAAGCAGUUAAUUUCCAGUAAGACAGUCCAGAUGGAGUCAAAAGGCAAGAGUCGUCAGCUGGUGCUGGAGAAUGUGCAGAAGAAGGAUGCUGGAGAAUAUACCUGUGCAGUUGGAAGUGAAAAGCUGGUCUUUAAGAUUUGGGUGGAAGACAUUCAAGCCGCUUUCUCCAACAAGGACUCUUAUCAGAAGGAAGUGAAGGUCUCAGCGUCUCAGAAGGCCACACUGAGCUGUGAAGUUUCUGACAUCAAGACUGAGGUGAAAUGGUUCAAGGAUGGCAAGCAGUUGAUUUCCAGUAAGACCGUCCACAUGGAGUCAAAGGGCAAGAGUCGUCAGCUAGUGCUGGAGAAUGUGGAGAGGAAGGAUGCUGGAGAAUAUACCUGUGAAGUUGGGAAUGAGAAACUUGCCUUUAAAAUUCAAGUGACAGACAUUCAAGCUGCUUUUACCAACAAGGACUCCUAUCAGAAGGAAGUUAAAGUAGCAGCUUCCCAGAAGACCACACUGACCUGCGAAGUUACUGACUUUAAGACUGAGGUGAAAUGGUUCAAGGAUGGCAAGCAGUUGAUUUCCAGUAAGACCGUCCACAUGGAGUCAAAGGACAAGAGUCGUCAGCUGGUGCUGGAGAAUGUGGAGAAGAAGGAUGCUGGAGAAUAUACCUGUGCAGUUGGGAAUGAGAAACUUGCCUUUAAAAUUCAGGUGACAGAUAUUCAAGCUGCCUUCACCAACAAAGACUCCUAUCAGAAGGAAGUGAAAGUAGCUGCUUCCCAAAAAGCCACACUGAGCUGUGAGGUUUCUGACCCCACGACUGAAGUGAAAUGGUUUAAAGAUGGCAAGCAGUUGAGCUCCAGUAAGACCGUCCACAUGGAGUCAAAGGGCAAGAUCCGUCAGCUGCUGCUGGAAAAUGUGGAGACAAAGGAUGCUCGAGAAUAUACCUGUGAAGUUGGGAAUGAAAAGCUGCCAUUUAAGAUUCAGGUUGCAGAGCUUAAAGCUGCAUUUACCAACAAGGACUCUUAUCAGAAGGAAUUGAAGGUCUCAGCGUCCCAGAAAGCCACACUGAGCUGUGAAGUUUCUGACCUGAAGACUGAGGUGAAAUGGUUCAAGGAUGGCAAGCAGUUGAGCUCCAGUAAGACCGUCCACAUGGAGUCAAAGGGCAAGAUCCGUCAGCUAGUGCUGGAGAAUGUGGAAAAGAAAGAUGCUGGAGAAUAUACAUGUGCAGUUGGAAAUGAGAAACUUCUCUUCAAGAUUCAGAUGAAAGAUGUUUCUACCAAAUUCCAGAAGACAUCUGUGACAAAAGAAACUGUGAUGGUUGAGUCAACAGAAAAGGUUGUUUUAAAAACCGAGGUAAUGUCGGAGAAUUGUAGUGUUCAGUGGUUCAGGGAUGGAAUAGAACUGAAAGACGGAUCAAAGUAUGAGAUGAAACAGGAAGGUCGCUCACGUGUCCUCAUCGUUAAGUCCUCUGAAUCUAAAGACAGCGCCACCUACACUUGUCAGACGGCUGAUGACAAAGUGGAGUUCAAGGUUCAAGUCAAAGAUGCACCUUUAAAGUUUGUGGUGCCUUUGCAGCCAGUGUCUGCAGUACUAGAAAGCACCAUGACACUUUCCUGCACUCUCAACAAAGCCACUGUUAAUGUCGUCUGGAAGCAUAACGGCAAAGAAAUCAAACCCGGUGGAAGAUUCAGCAUCCGCACCGAUGGCACCAACUGCAUCUUGACUGUCUCCGCUGUGGCUCAGGAGGAUGAAGGGGAGUACAGCUGUGAAUGUAAAGAUGACAAGACCACCACCAAAGUCACUACCAAAGCCCCACGACUGGUGAGGUUCACUACCAGGCUGAACGAUGUUGUUGCAAAUGAAGGCAAAGAUGCUAUCUUUAAAUGCUCCAUCACACCAGCUGAUGUGAGUGUCAGAUGGCUGCGUAAUGACAUUCCUAUUAUAGCUGGUCCCAAAUUUAAGAUUGCUCAUGGAGGGAGCAGUCAUUCCCUCAUCAUCACAGCUGUCACUCAGGGGGAUGCAGGAGAGAUCAGUAUCGAUGCCGAAGGGAAAGUCUGCAAAGCCACACUCCAAGUACAACAGUUUCCUGUCACCUUUAAGAAGAAGCUUUCAGAUGUGACUGUGACUGAGCAGGACACAGUUCGCUUAGAAGUGGAGCUGAGUAAACCCUCAACCGAUGUGAAGUGGAUGAAGAAUGGUGUGGUACUACAGCAAGGAGAAAAUAUGGAGAUCCAUGUGGAUGGUGCCAAACAGGCUUUGGUCCUCAAGAGUGUGGCGUAUGCUGACAGAGGACAAUACUCAUGUGAAACCCUAGAUGACAAGACCCAGGCCAAACUGACAGUAGAGAUUAAGAAGAUUCAAAUCGUAAAAGGCAUAAAAGAGAUCAAAGUUCAAGAGAAAGAGACCAUCACUAUGGAGGUGGAACUGAGCAAGGCUGAUGUAGAAGGUUCCUGGAGCAAAGAUGGAAAGAAACUAAAGGCAGGACCCAAUACCAUCAUUACUGUAGUGGGCAACAAGCACUGCUUGACUAUGUCCCAGCUGAAGAUAAGUGAUGCUGGAACUAUAACUUUCCAGGCUGGAGAUGUCCAUACUUCUGGCAAACUAAUCGUUACAGAGCCUGCUGCAAAGAUCCUCAAACCUUUACGGGAUAUCAGUUCUCCUGAAAAGGAGAAAAUCAUUUUUGAAUGCGAGGUGUCAAGAGCAAAUGCUGAUGUCAAGUGGUUUAAGAAUGAUGAAGAACUGAAGCCAGGAAAGAAAUUUGGCAUCCAUUCCCAGGCCAAUAAGCGCACCCUCAUCAUCCAUAAGUGUGCAUAUGAAGACCAGGGCCAGUAUAUAUGUAGAACAACAGAUGACAAUACUUCAGCCAAGCUCACUGUUCAUGCGAGAGAUAUUAAAAUAGUGAAGCCGCUGCAGGACGUGGAGGUGACAGAGAAGGAGAGUGCAACGUUUGUCUGUGAGGUCUCCCACGAUGAGGUUGAGGCUCAGUGGCACAAAGGAGAUGCCAAACUCAAAGCCGGAGACAACAUAAAGAUGAGGCAGGAGGGAAGAACAUACAUUCUGCUCUUCAAAUCUGUAAAGACUGAGGAUGCAGGUGAAAUCAAGUUCACAGCUGAGAAGUCCUCUUCAGCUGCUAAACUGAAGGUUAAAGAGCAGGCUAUCAGCAUAGUACGGGAACUGAGUUCUUUGGAGGUGACCGAGCCAUUUGCUGCCCACUUUGAGGUGGAAGUCAGCGUGGAGACAGUCAAGCCAGUGAAGUGGAUGCUAAAUGGGGAACAGCUGAAGGAGAGUACCGACAUCGAGAUGGAGAAAGAAGGAACCAUGCACCGCAUCACUUUUAAAAAGACUAAGACCUCCAUGUCAGGACUGGUAGAGUUCACCGCCGGAAAGAGUAAAUCAACAGCCGAGCUCAAAGUGAAAGAGCGUCCCAUUGAAGUCCUGGAGCCUCUCAAAGAUGUUUCAGCCAAGGAGAAGACUUCCACCACACUAUGCUGCAAGUUCUCUGCCCCACCAAAAGAAGUACGGUGGUUUAAGGGUCAAACUGCUUUGGAGGCUUCUAGCAAAUACAACAUGAAGCAAAAGGACGCUAAUGUGCAGCUGAUCAUACAAAGUUUGAGUGCAGAGGACUCUGGAGAGUAUCGUUGUCAGGUCGGGGUCUGUGAGAGCAAAGCCAUUCUCAAAGUAGAAGUACGUAAAAUCCAGAUCACCAAACAUCUGACAGAUGUGGAGGUGGAUGAAGAUGGUGAUGCUGUGUUCACAUGUGAGGUUAACUAUGCUGAUGAAGAGGUCCAGUGGACACUCAAUGACAAGCCACUCUUCAGCAAUGAGGUCAAUGCCAUCACCCAUGUGGAUAAGACCCAUACGCUCACCCUCAAGAACCUAGCACCUCAGGAUGGUGGAAAGGUGUCAUUUAGCAUCAGGGAUGUGAAAGAAACAGUCUGCCUAAAGGUCAAAGAGAAAAAAGCCAUCUUCCUGAAGUUGCUGGAUGAUGUAGUUGCAGAGGAGAAGGGUACAGUUACCCUUAAGUGUGAAGUCUCAAAGCCCAGAGUGGCCCCUGUGUGGCGCAAAGAUGGUACAGUCCUGUCGGCAGGCAAAAAGUAUGAGCUCCUCCAUGAUGGUAAGACCUUGGGACUUACUAUCCAUGAUGUCAUGCAAGCUGACGCCGGGGAGUACAGCUGUGAUCUUGGCACAGACCUCUCCAAGUCCACGGUCACUGUUAGAGAUAUCCACAUCGGGAUCACCAAGCGUUUUAAGUCAGUAGAGGCCAAAGCAGGUGAAAACUGCACAUUUGAGUGUAUCUUGUCCCGAGAGAGCUCAGAGAAGUGCACCUGGAGCCUAAAAGGUCAACCUGUCACUGAUGGAGGCCGUUUCCAAAUAAGCAGCAAAGGGCGCAAGUAUACCUUAACAAUCAAAGCCGUCUCAGCUUCUGAUUCUGGUGAGGUGGUCUUCACGCUCAAGGAUUUGAGCUCAAAGGCAACACUUACUGUUGAGGGUGAAGCUCCUGCCAUAUCUAAAGAGCUUCAGGGUGUCAGUGCCAGAAUUGGUGAAGAUGCCACAUUCUCCUGUGAGCUUUCUCAAUCUGGACUCGAAGUGAAGUGGUCAAAGGAUGGCAAGUCUAUCAGAAAAAGCCAGAAAUAUGAAAUCAGUCAGGAGCAGACGCUUGUAAAGCUGACAGUCCGCAACGUCACUGAAAAAGACUCUGGAGAAUACAGCUGUGAGGUCACCGGUGGUCCAACCUCCAAGGCUAAACUGGAGAUCAAAGAACUGCCCAACAAAUUCAUUUGUGACCUAAAGGAUGCCACUGCAGAAGAGAAGAGUGCCGUCUCCUUUGAAUGUGAGACAGCCCAACCUGCCUCUAAAGUCACCUGGCUGAAAGGAACAAAGGAGAUCAGGGCUGGAGGAAGGUAUGAGCUUACGCAAAAGGGAACUGUCCUCAUCCUCAAAGUGAAGGAUCUGGAGAAGAGUGACAGUGAUGUAUACACCUGUGACACUGGCUCUGCGAAGAGUACAGCCAACUUGACAGUAAAAGUGGUACCAGCUAGGUUUAAGGGGCAGAUGAAGAACCAACAGGUUACUGAAGGUGGGAAAGUCUUACUUUCCUGUGAGCUCUCAAAACCUGGCUGCCAAGUGCUAUGGAAAAAGGGAACCGAAAAUCUGAAACAUGGGGGAAGAUAUCAGAUAACGCAGAGGGACACCAUGUGUGAGCUACAGAUUUCAGACUUAGUGCCUGAGGACAGUGGAGAAUAUUCCUGUGAUUGUGGAAAUGAAAAAACAACAGCAAAUGUUGUUGUCAGUGCAUUACCGGUGGUCUUCAGACAUGAGCUACAAAGCCAAGAGUGUGACGAAGGAGACAGCGUUACUCUUCACUGUGAACUCUCAAAGCCUGGAGUUCCUGUUGUUUGGAAGAAAGGAAUGCAGGUUCUCCAUUCUGGUGAAAAGUACCUCAUCAAACAAGAUGGGGCUAGUGUUGAGUUGAAAAUUGCUGACUUCAGAAAUGAAGAUGCUGGACAAUAUACAUGUUUGUGUGGGGACAAAAAGACUACAGCAAACAUUAAGAUCAAGGCAUUGAUCUUCAAACGAGAACUACAAAACCAGGAGUGUCAAGAGGCAGACAGUGUUACUCUUCAGUGUGAGCUCUCCAAACCAGGAGUGCCUGUGGUUUGGAGGAAAGGAACACAAGUGAUCCAUUCUGGAGACAAAUACCAAAUCAAGCAAGUUGGUUCUGUUUUUGAGCUGAAGAUCACUGAUGUCAAACCUGAAGAUGCUGGAGUCUAUAGUUGUGAUUGUGGGUUUAACAAGACCUCAUCUACCAUUACAGUCAAUGCACUACCAGUGGUCUUCAAACAUGAGCUGCAAAACCUGGAGUGUGAUGAAGGAGGCAGUGCUACUCUGUCCUGCGAGCUUUCCAAACCUGGUGUCCCUGUGCAGUGGAAAAAAGGAAGCCAUGUUAUCCGAUCUGAAGGAAAGUACGUCAUCAGACAGACUGCCUCAAAGGUGGAGCUGAAGAUUACAGAUCUCAAACCUGAAGAUGAAGGAGACUACACAUGUGUAUGUGGAGACAAGGCAACCACUGCCAAUAUGAAGAUAAAGGUUCUGAAGGCCCAAACACCCUCAUACCAACCAGGAUUUCAAAAGCAGACUACUGAGCAGGGGCCAUCAAUUGAUGCUCUAAAGUUCCUCCGUCCUUCUGCUGCCCUUGAAUCAGACUUCCAGAAGCAGAAGAAAGAGAAACAGGCAGAGCUCAGUGCUCACCCAAUUCAGUUUACGGAAGUACUGCUAAACCAAGCGUGUGAUGAAGGUGGCAGUGUUACUCUGCGAUGUGAACUCUCAAAGCCUGGAGUUCCUGUGGUUUGGAGGAAAGGAACACAGGUGAUCCUUUCUGGAGGAAAGUGCCUCAUCAAACAAGUUGGCUCUACGGUUGAGCUGAAGAUCAUUGAUGUUAAACCCGAAGAUGCUGGGGCCUAUGUUUGUGAUUGCGGAGACAGCAUGACAACUGCCAAUGUCAAAGUUAAUGCUCUUCCAGCCACCUUCACACAAGAGCUGAAAAACCAGACAGCUAUUGAAGGAGAAAGUAUCAUCUUCCAUUGUGAGCUCUCCAAACCUGGAGUUCCUGUGGUUUGGAGGAAAGGGACACAGGUGAUUAAUUCUGGAGGAAAGUACCUCAUCAAACAAGUUGGCUCUAAGGUUGAGCUGAAGAUCUCUGAUGUCAAACCUGAAGACGCUGGAGAUUAUGUUUGUGAUUGUGGAGAUAACAUCACCACUGCUAACAUCAGAGUCAAUGCAUUACCAGUGGUCUUCAAACGUGAGCUACAGAACCAAGAGAUUCAGGAAGGGGACAGUGUUACUUUGCGAUGUGAACUCUCAAAACCUGGCGUUUCUGUGGUUUGGAAGAAAGGAACACAGGUGAUCAGUUCUGGAGGAAAGUACAUCAUCAAGCAAAUUAACUCUACCGUUGAGCUGAAGAUCACUGAUGUCAAACCUGAAGAUGCUGGGGCCUAUGUUUGUGAUUGCGGAGACAGCAUUACUACUGCCAAUGUCAAAGUUAACGCUCUUCCAGCCACCUUCACACAAGAGCUGAAAAACCAGACAGCUAUUGAAGGAGAAAGUAUCAUCUUCCAUUGUGAGCUCUCCAAACAUGGAGUUCCUGUGGUUUGGAGGAAAGGGACACAGGUGAUUAAUUCUGGAGGAAAGUACCUCAUCAAACAAGUUGGCUCUAAGGUUGAGCUGAAGAUCUCUGAUGUUAAACCUGAAGACGCUGGAGAUUAUGUUUGUGAUUGUGGAGACAACAUCACCACUGCUAACAUCAAAGUCAAUGCAUUACCAGUGGUCUUCAAACGUGAGCUACAGAACCAAGAGAUUCAGGAAGGGGAAAGUGUUACUUUGCGAUGUGAGCUCUCCAAACCUGGAGUUCCAGUAGUUUGGAGGAAAGGGACUCAAGUGAUUAAUUCUGGAGGAAAGUACCUCAUCAAACAAGUUGGCUCUACGGUUGACCUGAAGAUCACUGAUGUUAAACCUGAAGACGCUGGAGAUUAUGUUUGUGAUUGUGGAGACAACAUCACCACUGCUGACAUCAAAGUCAAUGCAUUACCAGUGGUCUUCAAACGUGAGCUACAGAACCAAGAGAUUCAGGAAGGGGAAAGUGUUACUUUGCGAUGUGAGCUCUCCAAACCUGGAGUUCCAGUAGUUUGGAGGAAAGGGACUCAAGUGAUUAAUUCUGGAGGAAAGUACCUCAUCAAACAAGUUGGCUCUACGGUUGACCUGAAGAUCACUGAUGUUAAACCUGAAGACGCUGGAGAUUAUGUUUGUGAUUGUGGAGACAACAUCACCACUGCUGACAUCAAAGUCAAUGCAUUACCAGUGGUCUUCAAACGUGAGCUACAGAACCAAGAGAUUCAGGAAGGGGACAGUGUUACUUUGCGAUGUGAACUCUCAAAACCUGGCGUUCCUGUGGUUUGGAAGAAAGGAACACAGGUGAUCAGUUCUGGAGGAAAGUACAUCAUCAAGCAAAUUAACUCUACCGUUGAGCUGAAGAUCACUGAUGUCAAACCUGAAGAUGCUGGGGCCUAUGUUUGUGAUUGCGGAGACAGCAUUACUACUGCCAAUGUCAAAGUUAAUGCUCUUCCAGCCACCUUCACACAAGAGCUGAAAAACCAGACAGCUAUUGAAGGAGAAAGUAUCAUCUUCCAUUGUGAGCUCUCCAAACCUGGAGUUCCUGUGGUUUGGAGGAAAGGGACACAGGUGAUUAAUUCUGGAGGAAAGUACCUCAUCAAACAAGUUGGCUCUAAGGUUGAGCUGAAGAUCUCUGAUGUCAAACCUGAAGACGCUGGAGAUUAUGUUUGUGAUUGUGGAGACAACAUCACCACUGCUAACAUCAAAGUCAAUGCAUUACCAGUGGUCUUCAAACGUGAGCUACAGAACCAAGAGAUUCAGGAAGGGGACAGUGUUACUUUGCGAUGUGAACUUUCAAAACCUGGCGUUCCUGUGGUUUGGAGGAAAGGAACACAGGUGAUCAGUUCUGGAGGAAAGUACCUCAUCAAACAAGUUGGCUGUACUGUCGAGAUGAAGAUCACUGAUGUUAAACCUGAAGAUGCUGGAGACUAUGCUUGUGAUUGCGGAGACAGCAUUACUACAGCCAAUGUCAAGGUUAAUGCACUUCCAGUCAUCUUCACACAAGCACUGAAGAACCAGACAGCUGUUGAGGGAGAGACCAUCAGCUUCCAGUGUGAACUCUCCAAAGCAGACAUUCUAGUUGAGUGGCGCAGGGGGGAAAUUGGCCUAUACCCCUGUGCUAAAUAUGAAUUCAAGCAAGAUGGAAACCAUGCCCAACUGAUCAUACAUGACCUUGAACCUGAGGACUCAGGUGACUAUAUCUGUGACACUGGAGAACGCCAAAGCUUUGCAUAUCUGGAAGUUAAGGCACUGCCAGUUCUUUUCAAAUCAUCUCUGAAAAAUUUGGAGAGUGUAGCUGGGGAAAAUGCAGUUUUUCGAUGUGAACUUGACAAAGCUGGAGCCAAAGUCAUCUGGAGGAAAGACAAGAGUGUAAUAGAAGCAAGCAAAAAAUAUCAGCUGAAGCAAGAUGGGGCUGUUGCUGAGCUUAUCAUUUACAAGCUGCAAGGAGGAGAUGCUGGAGACUACUGCUGUGAAACAGAACAUGAUCGGACAUCUGCCAAACUUGCUGUAAAGGAACCUGAUAUCAUAAUCUUAACUGGCUUGAAGAGCUGCAUAGUCAAUGAAGGCGAGGACGUUCAUUUCGAAUGCCUUGUCUCUCAUGAUAAUGCACUCAUUGUUCAGUGGACGCUGCAAGAUGUUCCACUACAGAACAAUGAGAGGAAUGAAAUCCGAAUGGAAGGCAAAAGGCACACACUUACACUAAGAAGUGUCACACAGAAAGACUCGGGCACGGUGUCCUUCCAUGUUGGUGCACACACUUCUUUUGCUUGUCUCACAGUUAAAGCAAUCCCUGUGCUAUCGUUUGUGAAGGAGUUAACAAGCCAGGAAGUCACAGAGGGAGGCAGUGCUUCAUUAUGUUGUGAAACUUCAAUCCCUGAUGCCAGUGUGACCUGGAAGAAGGACACUCAGGUCCUAUCUGAUGGAAAGAAGUAUUCCAUAAAGAAGAAUGGCACAUUCCAAACUUUAGAAAUCUAUAAGCUAUCAGUGGACGAUGGUGGCGAGUACAUAUGUGAAGUGGGAGACAAACAAAGCAAAGCUACAUUGACCGUCAAAGAAUGUGUAAAAAUCACAAGAGAAUUAAAGGAUGUGACUGUGAUAACGGGCGAGGAUGCUAUCUUCCAGUGUGAGGUAUCCCAUACAGGGGUUACGAAUGUUGAAUGGUGGCUCGGCUCCAACCACCUUCAAAACAAUGACUUAAAUCAAAUCAGCUGCAGAGGGAGGGAACACAGCCUAGUGCUGAAAAUGGUCACACCCGAUGAUUCAGGUGAUGUAGCGUUUGUGGUUGGCCCUCAGAAGAGCAUCGCCUACUUGUUGGUGCAGGAGAAACCCAAAGUCAUAUUCUUAGAGAAGCCUCUGGACUUAACUGCCAAAGAGGGUCAAACAGUCACACUGUCCUGCAUGACCUCUGACCCUGAGGCCUCUGUUACCUGGUACAAAGAUGAAGUGAUGAUAAAGGCAGGUGGACGCUAUCUGCUCUACAAGGAUAGAGCUGUCCAUCAGCUUCGCAUCCUUAGGGUGGAGGAAGGAGAUGCAGGGCUGUAUACAUGCAAAACCAAAGAUGCAGAAAGCUGCGCCACCCUUACUGUUAAAGGUCAACCUGCAUACUUCCGGAAGGAGUUAGAGAACCAGAAUGCAAUAGAGGGAGAUAGUAUCACCUUGCUUUGUGAACUCUCUAAGCCGGUUAAAAGUAUAGAGUGGAGAAAGGGUGGAGUGGUGCUCCAACCCAGUAAGAAAUUUGAGAUGAAACAGGAAGGUUGUGUGCUGGAGCUCCAUGUCCAUAAUCUGGAACCAGAGGACAAUGGCUACUACACUUGUGAUGCUGGAGCCCAGUUAACCACAGCAUCACUCACUGUGCAAGAGGCUGAGGUUCUCAUAGUAUCGGGUAUAAAGAAUAUAGAUGUGUAUGUGGGCGAACAGGCAAUUUUCUCCUGCCAGCUCUCUCGCCGUGCCAAAGGCAGAGUUCAGUGGUGGCUAAAUGGCACUCGUUUGGAGAACAGUACCUUCAGUGAAAUAAGUGUGGGUGAAGACCAUGUCUACACUCUCACUCUAAGGAACCUUUCUCCCAAUUAUUCGGGUACAGUCCUGUUCAAAACAGGUGGUCUGACGUCUUCCGCCAAGCUGUUAGUGAAAGCUAAACCAAUUGAUAUUCUCCAAGAACUGAGUAAUGUGGAGACCAUUAAUGGUGGGGAGGCACUUUUUGAAUGCUCCUUGUCUCGUCCUGAAACCAAAGACUGCCGGUGGUUAAUUGAUGGCAAGCCUGUGAAGGAGUCUGCAAAAGUGGAGAUUGUUUCCUUUGAGAGUGGCAGACGCCAUCUUCUGCUUUUAAAGGACUUGCAUCCCUGUGAAAACACAAGGGUUACAUUCCAAGCUGGUGCUUCAUCAACUACUGCUCUUCUGUCUGUCAAAGCUUGGCAACUGGAGGUGGUCAAGCCUUUGGAAGAUAAGACCGCCAUUGCAGGAGAGCAAGUUGAGUUCACUUGUGUAUUGAAUGAAGCUGUGCCUGAGACUGAAGUGACUUGGUAUGCAAAUGGUGUUGAGCUUCAAUGUAAUGACCAAUGGGCCAUGAAAGCCAGUGGCUCUUCCUACAGCCUAAUUUUGAAGAAAGCCCAGGCUCAGCUCACACAGGAAAUCACAUUUGCAGCUCGGAAUGCCUUAUCGAUGGCCAAACUCAUCACAAUAUCUGUGCCUGAUCCCCCUGAAGACCCAGAGUUGGUUAGUAAAGGCCCAACAUUCGUCACCUUGUCUUGGUUCACACCCCUCAGUGAUGGAGGAAGCCCAAUCAUUGGAUACCGUUUGGAAAUGCGUCUAGUUGACAGUAUCCUCUGGCUGCCCUGCCACACAGAACCAGUGUGCAACACUGAAUUUCUGGUUGAAAACCUCAUACCGGGGGCAGGUUACAGGUUCAGAGUGGCAGCCAUUAACCGUGCUGGUAUUGGAGAGCCUGUACAGCUGCCUCAAACCGUGACACUUGAUGCACCAGUGACCAUGACCAAAAUGUUAAGCAGCUCUAAGAUCCAAAAAGGAAAGAUGGUUCGUUUAGAGUGUGAGCUUUCUACAGAGACCAAAUCAGUCACAUGGUUCAAGGACAACAGAGAGAUAGAGUUUGGAGUCAAGUACCAAAUGGUAGCAGAAGGAAAGAGCCAAGUUUUGCUCAUAAAGGAUUUCCAGUCUACAGACCAGGGUGUCUAUUCUUGUGUAGCCUCAGAAGAGGCAAAGACUUCAAUCAACCUUAACCUCGAAGGAGAUGACACAACACUUUCUCAGGAUGAGGGCAGCCAGCCCAAAUUGCCCCCUGAGGCUGCUUCCGAGGGAGAUUUACAUGCUCUAUGGGAUGCAGUGGCCAAGAAGAGGAGAAUGAGUCGAGAGCCCACAUUAGAUUCAAUUUCAGAGUUGCCAGAAGAAGAUGGAAAGGAAAAGGCCCAGAGCAAAGAAGGAAAAGUAAAAAAGGAAAAGGAAGUGAGACCUGUUGAGCCACCUCCCAAGAUCACAGCAGAGCCUAAUCUCUAUACAAGUUCUGAUGAGGAAUCUCUCAGUGGGACAACUAGCUUGAUGUCUUACCUUAAGAAAAGCAGCAAGUCCUCUGUGACUGAGACUACUGCCUCCACGAAACUGUAUGAGCACUUCCAGAUGACUGAGCAAUCUGUUACAAAGACAUCUGUAGAGCCCCUCAUGGAAGCUCCGAAAGGGGAUGAGUUGCUAGAGGCUGCUGUCAAGAUUCAGGCAGCCUUCAAAGGUUAUAAAGCCAGGAAGGACAUGAGACCAGUCUUCAAAGAAGUAUUUAAGGAUCAGUCUAAGGAGCCCAAUGGGACAAUUCAUCUCGAGUGCAUUGUGGAGGGUAAGCCAGAUAAGGUUCGCUGGCUGAAAGAUGGUGAACCCUUAACAGAUGGCAAGCACCAUCACAUUGACAUCUAUAAUGAUGGCACCUGCUCUCUGGUAGUGACUGCUGCCACAACCAAAGACACUGGUGUAUAUACUUGUGAAGUAACCAAUAAGUUUGGUGUUUCCACCCAUAGUGGAAAAGUCACUGUAGGGACACUGCGGGAAUCUUCUGGGCGACGCCCCCUCACUCUGGGCUACAGUGCAGAUAGUGAAGCUGAGAGCUCCUCAGGGAGUGAGAUGGAUGAGACUUUACGCCAAGCGAGUAAACGAUUAAGGCGACUUCUACGUACUCACCUCCCUCCAGAUGUGGAAGAGGAAUCUUUUGUUAGUGCGGAUGAAGGAGAUUUACCGCCACCAGCUCUACAGACUUAUAGGGAGGAUGAUCAGUAUAUCUACAUCCGCUUUGAUAACCGUGCAGAAGCUCAAGUAGCUUCCCAGCGCUUCCAGGAAAUGUUUACUUAUCAAGGAGUUCCCAUCGAAACGGCCAUCAUUGCAGCAGCAGGUGCUAAGGUAGAGUUGCGUAUCACAAAGAUGGGUCUCUCCCAAGAUGGCUCCAAAACCCCAACUCAGGACCAACCAAUGCCUGCUUUCAUGACAGGAGCCCCUGCGGCCCCCAUCAUCCUGACGGAGCUCCGUAGCCAAGAUGUUCCUGAUGGGUUUCCAGUCAGUUUUGACUGUGUAAUUGUCGGCAACCCCCCUCCCACUGUGAGAUGGUUCAAGGAUGGAAAGAUGUUGGAGGAAAAUGACCAUUACAUGAUCAACGAAGACCAGGAAGGCCAUCACCAGCUGAUCAUCACAGCUGUGCUGCCCACAGACAUGGGCGUGUACCGAUGCAUGGCUGAAAAUGACAGUGCCAUCGCCUCCAGCAAGGCUGAGCUGAGGGUGGACAUGUCUUGCAGUUCAGACUAUGACACAGCAGCUGAUGCCACAGAGACGUCUUCCUAUGUCAGUGCUAAAGGUUAUGUGUCUAGCUCGGAGCACAGGGACACAGAGGCUUUUGAGUCAGUGGCAGAGGACGAGCAGCUUCCUCAGAUUUUGGAUGAGUUACAUGAUUUAUUCCUCAGUCCUGGAGCACCCAUUGCCAAAAUGAGUGUCAGGGUCAAAGGAUUUCCAACACCAAGGGUUUACUGGUUCAAAGACGGCACCCCACUCCAAGGCUCCAGCAGAAUUGUAUUGUCGACCAAACGCGAUCAACACAGUCUUGAGAUUUUGGAUGUUAAGCGUGAGGACACCGGAGAAUACUCAGCAUAUAUUAGCAAUAUAGCUGGCUCUGCCUACUCUUCAGCAAGAUUGAAUGUACAAGCUCCUGGAGAGCGCCCAGCACCUGUACAGAGACGAAUGAGAGAUUCAAAGGUGCCACUUGUGCCACCACGCUUCCUAGAGAGAUUCAGCAACAAGAAGGUGAAACAGGGAGCAAGUAUAACGCUGUCAGUCAAAGUGGAAGGCUCCCCAACCCCAUCUGUAAACUGGUUAAAGGAAGUGUCAGAUAAGGAUGUUCUUUGGAUCAAAGCAGACACACCAGGUUACAAGGUGGCCAGCUCUGGCCGUCAACAUAGUCUCAUCCUCAUGGAAGUGGGAAAAAAACAUGGCGGUAUGUACACUUGCAUUGCCACCAACCUCGCUGGACAGUCAGUCAACACAGCCCGACUGGACGUGGAGACAGCACCAGAGCAAAAGAAAGUGGCUCCAGAGGUUCUGGGAAUUACUAUCAGCCCACCAGAGGAACAGGGCAAAGGAGAGAUCAAACUACCUUCCAUGGGAGAAGUGGGUACUGAUGAAUUCUUACAAAAACUCACAACCCAAAUCACUGAAAUGGUAUCUGCCAGGAUUACUCAAGCUUCAUUGCGUGUCCCAGGAGCUGAUGAUGACGAUGAUGAAUCAAAAACCCCAUCCCCAUCUCCACAUCAUGGCCGAUCACGCCCUCCAUCUCUGAUCGCAGACUCAUCAUCUGAGUCUGAUGAAGGAGAUGCCAGGGGAGAGAUGUUUGAAAUCUACGUGGUGACCGCUGACUACAACCCCAUGGGGGUCAGUAAAGAUGCCAUCGCUCUGAAGGAGGGCCAGUAUGUGGAGGUUCUGGACUCUGCCCAUCCACUUAAAUGGCUGGUCCGCACCAAGCCCACAAAAUCCCACCCAUCUCGCCAGGGAUGGGUCUCGCCUGCAUACCUCGACAAAAGACUGAAGCUGUCUGCAGAUGUAGCAGACCUCCCAGAGACCUCCAGAGAAGAAGUCUCAGAGACGGAGUACAAGAAGAAACUCUGUCAACUUGUCCAAGAGCUGAUCAACACAGAAACUGAGUUUCUGAAGCAGAUGGAGUUCUUCACUUCACACCAUCUGAAGCAUGUGGAGGAGCAGAGCACACCACCUGAAAUCACCAGCCAGAAGGAAACCAUCUUCCGUAAUAUCAAUGAUUUGAAAUCCUUCCACAGCAGCUCUUUGCUACCUGGCCUGCAAGAUUGUGACACAGAUGAUGACAUUGCCAUGCAUUUCCUGAGAAACUCUGAAGGGUUUGAGAAAUAUCUGCAGUACUUCAUUGGACAACUGCAAGCCGAGUCAGCCAUCAGUGAGAAAGAAGUGCACCAGUAUUUCAAGGAUUAUACAGCCUCAGAGUUGGCAAAUGUUGACCCCUCAGAAGGUCCAGUGCUAAGCAUCAAUGCUUACCUUCAGAGACCACCAGAGAGAAUUCAGAAGUACAGGGCUUUACUGAAGGAAUUGAUCCGGAAUAAAGCGAGGAACGGUCAGAACUGCUGUUUGUUGGAGCAAGCCUAUGCCAUGGUGUCGUCCCUCUCCCAGCGCUCAGAAAACACACACCAUGUAUCUCUCAUAGAGAGCUACCCCGCCAAUCUGGAGGCGCUGGGAGAACCUAUAAGACAGGGGCCUUUUAUUGUUUGGGAAGGAGCUCCUGGAAUUCGAACAUCUUCCAGAGGUCACCACCGCCACGUCUUCCUCUUCAAAAACCAUGUGGUCAUCUGCAAACAGAAGAGAGACACUAAUACAGACACUCAGGCAUAUGUGUUCAAGAAUAUGAUGAAGCUCACAAACAUUGAUGUGAACGAGACCGUUGAGGGUGACGAGAGAGUGUUUGAGAUCUGGCAUGAGCGCGAGGACUCUGUGAGAAAAUACACAUUGCAGGCACGGACUGUUAUCAUCAAGAACUCCUGGCUCCGUGACCUCCGUGACCUCCAGCUGCGCUACAGCAUGCCAGCCUGGAGCUCUCCAGAUUUUGACUCAGUUUUGACAGACUACACAGCGGAGCUCGGACAGACCGUAAAGCUCGCCUGCAAGGUGACUGGUGCCCCCAAACCACAGGUCACCUGGUACAAAGACGGACAUGCCGUGGAAGCAGAUCCUCACCACAUCAUCAUUGAGGACCCAGACGGCUCUUGCACACUCAUUUUGGACAACAUGACGGCAGACGACUCGGGACAAUACAUGUGCUUUGCCACCAGCUCUGCGGGCAACGCCAGCACACUAGGCAAAAUCACUGUGCAGGUACCUCCACGUUUUGUGAAUAAGAUCCGGAAUGCCACACUUUAUCCAGGAGAAGAUGCUCAGUUCACCUGCACCAUCCAGAGCGCACCAAGUCCCAAGAUAAGAUGGUUUAAGGAUGGUAAACUGCUGACAGACCAGGAGAAGUUUCAGACAUACAGUGAAGCGCGCAGUGGGGUGUUGGUUCUAGUUAUCAAGAACCCUGGAGAACGAGAUCUUGGACACUAUGAGUGUGAGCUGUCGAACCGUCUGGGCAGUGCCAGGUGUGCCACGCAGCUGAUCACUCCUGCUGUGGCAAUGGCGCGAGAACGUAGAGCAGAUCAGGCCAUCAGUAUAGAAGUAACAGAACAAGAGACAAAAAUGCCGAAGAAAACCAUAAUUAUUGAGGAGACGAUCACCACAGUGAUGAAGAACACCCGUACGAAACGACACCCAUCCCCGCGUCCAUCGCCCAGGGGAGCUCACUGCUCCGAGACGUCCACACCCGAACCGCCCAGACAGAGACGAACCCUGGCCAGGAAGACUGUACCGACGCUGUACGUUCCAGAGCAGGAGGGUGCCACGGCCAGGAACCCAAGAUGGGUUGAAGUUGAGGAGACAAUCGAGUAUAAAGUGAACAAAUCACCCAAGCUUCCAAGAAGAAGAGGCAUCUCCCCCAGCAAGUUCUCACCACCUGGCAAUCCAAACACUAAUAACUCCAACAACAAGUUAGUAGAAGAGGCAAUGGGUGCCGCAAUGGCUCUGCAAGCUUCUUCUGAUACACAUGAAGAGGAAACUGCACAGAACGUGUUCGAAGUACCUUCAGGGAUCGACAAUAUGACAACAUUCGAAAUGAGUGACCCGUGUGUCUCUGAUGAAGAUGAUGAAGAAACUAUUAUCGUGGAGCCUGAAGACGACGAACUUGAUGCUCGAGAUUGCAAAAUGCUGACUGACGGGAAUCGAGUCCUUACUCUUGAAGAUCUUGAGGACUACGUCCCUCAGGCAGGUGAAACGUUCGGCAGCGGUACAGACCAUCACAUCUCCGUCGAGAAGCCAAGUGAGAUCUCGGUGUUGCAGAGAGAAAUUAACGAGUCUGUUAUUGGCAAACCCAUUGUGCUGAACGUGGUACGUCCGGUGCCACCGGCAAAACCUCGCAAGGGAUUAUUUGGCUCCUUCAAGGAACACAUUUCCAGCAUGUUUAGUCCAGGUUUAUCGGUGGGUGUCAGCUCGCAGGCAAGGCGAGAGAAGAUUAUACCUAUUCAUGUGACGGGAGAACCUUCAUCCAACUAUUCACACCAUACCAGUAGCUUUGCAAAGCUUGAAGUCCAGUCGACGUACUGCUCCGUGCUCCAGAGAGAAAAGGAGGGAGGUCUGCAGAGCUUCAAAACACAGGUUUCCACACAAACCCGCAACUACACACCCACCGGACAGGUCACUCUUCAGAUCAGCAAGAAGAAGCCAUUUGAAAAUCAGUAAUCGGGAUGAAACCACUCAGGAUAGAUUCCCCGAUGCUCUUUUCCAGCAUGCAAAAUCAGGACAUACAACUAGGCCUAGUCUUAAAUGGGAACACUUCUGUAAAAUCUUGCAAUCUGGGAGUGUAAUUCAAUCGUAAAGCUUCUGCUAACAAGCAGAUCAUUCCAUGUUGAGGCAAAUGAUUCACAAACUCCUUUAUAUCCCGCAGUACCUAAUGAAGACUUUCUAAUUACUUGAGUUCCUGUGAGCUUAUGUGUAGCUGUGCCAAGUCUGACACAACAUGAAUCCUGGUCCUGGAGAACCAUCGUCCUUCAGAGUUUAUCUUCAACCAGCUCCAACACAGUUUUCUUGAAGUUCCUAGUAAGUCUGAAGACCUUAAUUAGCUGGUUCUGAUGUGUUUAAAUAGUGUUGUAUGUAAACUCUGUAGGACAGUGGCCCUUCGGGAACAGGUUUGGAUGCCUUUGGUCUAUUUAUUCCCUUGGUCUAAAGCAGAGGUUCUCCUCUCUGGCCCUCGAGGUCCACUUUUAGCUCCAACCUUGAUCACAAUUUUCUUUAACUUUCUAGUAAUCCUGAAGACCUUGAUUAGCUUGUUCAGGUGUGUUUGAUUAGGGUUGGAUCUUCUGAGAAUCUCUGUCCUAAGAAAUAACAGGGUGUUUGUGUGUCAAGAAAUCCAAAUUAUGACUCAAAAAAUAUGAUUUUAUCUGAAUGUAAUUUAUAUGCUGUUUGGAAUUAAUGUACCUCAGCAAUACAUAUAUUUAACUGUUUUUCAAGUUGAUUGCAUGUGCUGUUCUUUGGUGUAAUGCACUGUGGGUCGUUGAAUUUGAGGUCUAAGUUGAGGUAUCUGAAAUCUUGAAUAUGUCAUCCUGCACUGAAGACUAGAAGUGUGAAGAAGUGUUGCAAUGUGAAUGUAUAGGGAUUUGUAGACUGACAAAGCAAUAGUUGUGGGAGAUUUUAAGACUUAAGAACCAUAACACAAAAUCUAUUUAAUGACUUUAGAAGAUUUAUUUUAAAAAGUAUUUCUUGUGCAACAUGACUUUAAGCACAUAGUAUUUACAGAUUUAAAAAGUUUUGCGAUUUACUGGAGUAAUACUAAUAUAUAUAUGUGUUUGAACUUUAAAUACAAAUACAAAUUUUGUGUCAACCAAAAUUUGCAUGUGUAACAUAAUUUGUAUUGUUUUGGUGGAUCACAUGGUUUGAAAUGUUUUGGUAAAAGCAAAAUAAAUUAGGACUGCCAAGGGUGUUCAGCAGAUAAAAGAAAACUUGAAUAAAUAUAAAUAAAAAAAAGUUCUGCUUUACAAAAUAAGAGUAUAUUUGGAUGUGUGUAUUAUAAAUCAAACUUCUGUCCAAUUAUAAACUGAUAUCACAUAACAUUGACAAGUAAAGAAAUGAUAAUAAAAAACAACUUUCAGUCUGUAUGGUGUAUGGCGAAAAUCGUUGGACACGUACAGUUGCUUUCAAUAUUGCACUCUCAUUUAUUCAUUUCACUCUAGACAUGCUUACCUAUGUGUGUAAGUACACAUCUUCACUGUAUACAUACGAAUGUAUGUAUACACCAACACACACAUAA